AGCGUCUAACGUUAAUUCCACCAGCUGACUCCACCUCGCCACAUAAACUGCCAAAGUAAGCGACCAGUUUUAAGCUAUCUACAAAGAUAUGGAUUUAUAUGGCAAGAUGGCUGUCGCUCAAGAUGGCAAACAGAAAGAGAGCUCUGAUCAGAACUUCGACUACAUGUUCAAGCUUUUAAUCAUUGGAAACAGCAGCGUGGGGAAGACAUCUUUUCUUUUCCGCUAUGCCGACGAUGCCUUCACAUCGGCCUUCGUCAGUACUGUGGGUAUCGACUUCAGAGUCAAAACCGUGUACAAGAACGACAAGAGUAUUAAACUACAGAUCUGGGACACAGCAGGACAGGAACGCUACAGAACCAUCACCACAGCCUAUUACCGAGGCGCCAUGGGCUUCAUCCUCAUGUACGACAUCACCAAUGAGGAGUCCUUCGCAGCUGUGCAGGACUGGUCGACCCAGAUUAAAACCUACUCCUGGGAGAAUUCCCAGGUGAUCCUGGUUGGAAACAAAUGUGACAUGGAGGAGGAGAGGAUCGUCUCUGUGGACAGUGGAAGACUGCUGGCUGAGCAGCUGGGUUUUGAGUUCUUUGAGACAAGUGCCAAGGACAACAUCAACGUCAAGCAGACCUUUGAGAGCUUGGUGGACAUUAUCUGUGAUAAGGUGGCUGACGGCCUUGAGACUGACCCUGCUGCAAGCACAGGAACACCUUCAACCAGACUGACUGACAACCUCGUACCCACCCAGCAGUCAGACUGUAGCUGCUAGCAUUACCGAUAGGCUGUGUAUGUGUGUUGCUCCUGUGCUGUUGCCAAUCUUCUGCAGCAUAAACACUCCAGGUGAAACUGAAGGCUGCCUGGAAGCAUUUACUAUUAAUUCUGGAAGAUUUUAGGGCAGCUUUCCAGAAUGAAGCCUAGACUAAGACUGGAUUUUUGAUGUGGAGUCUUGAGACUGAAUUUCUGUUUCUGGUGAAGCUGACCAGUGAGCAAGUAACUGUAAGGUACUGUGAAGUCGUGCCAAAAUAUCACUAUGAAACAUUGCCUGUCUGAUCUCUGAUAAGCCAUUCUGCCACUCUGCUGGCCUUAUGCACUGAAGUGUCUGUAAUUCUGGUAGUUUUCCAAAGCGGUGCAAUUCCCUUUACGUUUCCAUGUAGAGAAGAAGCCAUGGGCUGAAUCCAGCAGCUCUGUUUAUUCCCACUUGUCUCAGAGGAAUUAGUCAUGCAUGUACUGCUUUCUUUUUACCUGAUGCGCUGUAUGUGUAUGUAAUGAUUAAGCAUUGUCUUGUCUUAACCUACUGAAUGCAUACUGUCAUUUUUCUGAUGAGAUGAUUGUGGCACAGGUCAUAUUGUCAGAUAUCAGUGUGUGUAAUAAGAGCUGAUGAAUAAAUGUGGCCUGUAAAUUAAUACAUUUACCUUUUUCA
Molecule: messenger RNA, 1414 nt
Organism: Electrophorus electricus (electric eel)
Lineage: Eukaryota; Metazoa; Chordata; Actinopteri; Gymnotiformes; Gymnotidae
Gene: rab3c
Product: RAB3C, member RAS oncogene family
Molecular function (GO): GTPase activity; GTP binding
Source: RefSeq, a predicted model, not a curated record